This is a messenger RNA of Notodromas monacha, 961 nucleotides long. The record is from the annotation of a GenBank genome assembly. NCBI's taxonomy places the organism in Eukaryota, Metazoa, Arthropoda, Ostracoda, Podocopida, Cyprididae.
CUUCAAUUACUUUCAUAGCAACAUGGAAAACUAUGAGGACAAACUUGGUACUCCAAAUUCUGGGAACAAUCAAAGACCUUCAAUGAUACAUUAAUCCAAUACCUACACCAUGACUGAUCCCUCAGGGGCAGAUUCUCAGACUGACAAACCUACUCUCAGUGAACUGGUCAGGAUCAUGAGGAUGUCCAAACAAGAUGCAUUGAGUCACCUCAAAAACCAGUAUGGUGGGACAGAGGGAUUGUGUGUUGCAUUAGAAACUCACCCAGAAAAUGGACUCAGUGGGAAUCUUGAGGAUCUGCAGUCAAGAAGGCAGGAAUAUGGAAAGAAUGAGUUGCCAACAGAGAAACCAAAGACAUUUUUGAGGCUCAUACUUGAGACCCUGAAGGACUUCACUGUGGUCAUUCUCAUCACUAGCAGCAUAGUUUCACUUGUGCUGUACAUUGUCCUGCUUUUCCUGCUACCAACUCCGCCUGCGGGCAGUUCUGGAUACAGCACAGGGUGGGUUGACACUGUCAGUGUGCUGUGCAGUGUGGCAUUGGUAGUGAUCCUCACAGCCUACUCAGAGUAUACAAAGCAAAUUCGGUUCAUAACGUUACUCAGUCAAUCAGAAAAUGAGAGGAGCAUCUUUGUCAGAAGAAAUGCAGCCAAGGAGUCACUCAGGUGUCAAGACCUGGUUGUUGGAGACAUUGUUGAGCUUGGUGUGGGGAAUGUGGUCCCAGUUGAUGGGAUACUUCUCAAAGGAUUCAACCUCAAAGUGGAGGAGUCAGUUCUCACUGGGGAAACCCACCUGAUUGCCAAAACACCAAAAGAUGAUCCAAUCAUCUUUUCAGGAAGUCAUGUGAUAGAAGGAGAGGGGAAGAUGGUGAGCAUUGUGGUAGGCCCACAUUCCACUCUUGGCCAGAUCAUUCUGAUGGGUGCCAAAGGUCAUCGUUCUGCAAAACUGUACAUCAGAAGGACUUGA